CUGGGUUACUGAAUCAUUGGAGUCCACGCCCAAAUGUCUCGGCUGUUCAAGCUCUAUCUCCUCUCCUACAAUUCUCUUCUAGCUCUCGGAUGGACAUUAUCUCUCUUCAAAAUUUUGAGCAACUUUAGCUUAACUAAAUCAGUCAGUGGAACUUAUGCUUCCGCUGGAGAAUUAAUAUGUUUCCUGCAAACAAUUGCAUUCUUGGAGGUUAUUCAUGGAGCUAUAGGGAUUGUUCCUAGUGGAGUACUAUUUCCUCUGAUGCAGUGGGGUGGAAGGACUCAUUUUCUGUUAGCCGUUGUUCGAGGUAUUAACGAGGUCCAGAAACUGCCAUCUGUUUUCAUUACUUUUGUUGCUUGGAGUUUAUCUGAGGUGAUCAGAUACUUACAUUAUGCCAUUAAUAGCACUGGAAAUCCUCCUUAUUGGAUCACUUACCUCAGGUACACUGCAUUCAUUGUGUUGUAUCCCAUUGGAGUUGCUCCGGGUGAAAUGUGGCUCAUGUACCAAGCACUUCCUUUCAUAAAGGCAAAAAAUUUAUAUGCAGAUUUCUUUGCUUUCCUCCCUUUCAGCUACUACACAUUUGUUGUGAUUCUGCUCAUCUUCUAUCCAUUUCUGUGGCUGAAACUGUACCUUCACUUGUUCAAGCAGAGAUCGUCAAAACUCCUUAACCAGCAUAAAAAGAAGAAAAUUUGAAUGCCUACAAGCUACAAUGAAGGCUGUUAAGCUUGACUGCUAAAGCAUGGAAAACUGAAUCAGCAGAAUGCAUACGCAUUUUUCUAGAGUUAAAAGGCCCCUGCUUCCUUGUAUUUGCAUUCCUGAAGAAGGCAUUAUACCGGCUAUUGCCUCUAUUCAUGUUUAUCUUUCUCAGUUUUCUCUUACUGUUUUUUAGCUUUUGUCCAUCUUUUUGUGUUUGUGUUUAUGAAUUUUAAAUUUCUGUCUUUCCCUUUGCAUCUAUGUUGUACAUAUAUGAAGCAGAUGUAAUGGAUGUCCAACAUAGGUUCUUCCAUGAUAAGUGGACGCUUGCUUUACUUGACAAA
Coffea eugenioides is the source of this 1034-nucleotide messenger RNA. Its product is annotated as very-long-chain (3R)-3-hydroxyacyl-CoA dehydratase 2. The transcript is spliced from 9 exons. NCBI's taxonomy places the organism in Eukaryota, Viridiplantae, Streptophyta, Magnoliopsida, Gentianales, Rubiaceae. Gene Ontology annotation, cellular component: endoplasmic reticulum membrane. Gene Ontology annotation, molecular function: 3-hydroxyacyl-CoA dehydratase activity. Bases 34 to 690 code for a protein of 218 amino acids. Gene Ontology annotation, biological process: fatty acid elongation; sphingolipid biosynthetic process; very long-chain fatty acid biosynthetic process. The record is from RefSeq and is a predicted model, not a curated record.